AACACUGCAGUCGUCUUUAUCCCAUCCGUUUUCAAUAGUGAGGUCUGGUAACUGGAGCGGCAGGAAACCACCAGCAGCAGCAUAACGCAACUGAAGCUUCUAGAACAGAGUGACCUUGAGCACAAUUUCUCGGGGAGCUAGCGUCGGCUGCAAGGAGUUGCAGGAAGCCUAGGGUUGAAAGGGAGCCCACCCUCACCUUGGCCUACAAGCCACCAUCAGUCUCGACUUAGCCCCCUCGUCUUUCACUCCGCGUCCGUCGACAACCGCAAGCCAGAAUGGUGCAGAUCAAGGAAUUCCGCAUCACAAUGCCGUUCACCCUCGACGAGUACCGCGUCGGCCAAACCUACAUGCGGUCGCGGAUGCAGAUGGAGAACACCAAGGGGCGCGAGGGCGUGGAGGUCAUCGCCAGCGAGCCGUUUAAAGACGACGUCUUAGGCGAGGGGCACUACUCGCACGUGGUCUACCACUUCCAGCGCCGCGCGCCCGCGUGGAUCCGCGCGCUCGCGCCGCUCGAGGCGCUGCGGCUGGAGGAGAAAAACUGGAACGCGUUCCCGCGCUGCCGCACGGAGAUCAGCUGUCCAUAUUUUACCAAUUUCAAGAUCACCACCGACUCGUACCACAUCGCCGACAGAGGCGUCACCGAGAACGCGCUGAAGCUGUCGGAGGCUGACCUGGCAUUGCGCAAGGUGGACCACGUGGACAUCGCGGCGGCUGACAGGGACAUGUGGUCGCGAAUCAUCGCGCGCAAGCCCACCGACCCCUCCAAGAUCGCCUCGCUCAAGCUCAACCGCGGCCCGCUGGCGCCCGGGUGGCGGGAGACGUGUCAGCCUGUGAUGACGGUCUACAAGGUGGCACGCGUGGACGCGCCCUAUUGGGGAAUCGGCAGGCAGAUGGAGCUCGCCACUGUGGCGGCGCAGCGUGCUUUGUACCUGGAGGCGCACCGCAAGUGCUACGGUUGGGUGGACAACUGGUGCAACCUCACAGUGGCGGACGCCCGGCGGAUAGAGCAAGAGAACAUCGACAUCAUGCGCAAGAGCCUUUCCUUGAGUGACCGCUUGGACUCGUCUGAGCACUUUGAUGAGGAAGCUUAUAACGAGGCAGGGGAGGGGUCAUCGGAGGGAGAGGAGGUAGAGGAGGAUGAGGAGAGUAUGUUCCAGGCGGUUACAGCCCUGCCUGCUGCUGCUCCUGCUGUGGCCGCAUGACCGUGACUGGCAACAGGCCAUAACGGCUGCAUGAAGCUGCAGAAUUGAGUAGUGGGUGCAGUAUAACCACGACCACGACUGUACAAUAUGACAGAACAGUGGUCGGUGCAGUGGACACUGUGCAAGCAUAGGCUUGUAAUGGGGGCACUCCGUGCACUUACGACGACCCCCAUCCCCAGGUGCAUGUGAUGCAUGAGGCACGAGCUCUAAGUGGCGCCCUGGCUCGCUUCCAAUGCUGCUAUUCUUCCCAUAGAACAUCAGUGGGUAAGGGAACGCUCGGCUUUGUUAGCGUCUUGAUUAGAACCAGCAGCAGUGAACUGGCACCUGACGGAAGUGAGUGCUUUCGGCGGUGGAUCCUAGGGCUGCAUUGAAUAAAGCACCAUAGAACUGUGUAUGUCUCCUGUGUAUGUAUGCAUGCCUAUAGAAUGCAAGAGGUUAUAUCCUGCUUC
Messenger RNA from Closterium sp. NIES-67, 1651 nucleotides. The record is from the annotation of a GenBank genome assembly. NCBI's taxonomy places the organism in Eukaryota, Viridiplantae, Streptophyta, Zygnematophyceae, Desmidiales, Closteriaceae.